Messenger RNA from Didymodactylos carnosus, 543 nucleotides. The record is from the annotation of a GenBank genome assembly. NCBI's taxonomy places the organism in Eukaryota, Metazoa, Rotifera, Eurotatoria, Philodinida, Philodinidae.
AUGUUCAACCCGACCCUAGGGUCGGUACAUGCAACUGAAUUACAAAAUGACACAAUUCGUUUAACAUUUCACUUUUUGUUAAAAGUUAGAGUAUAUCCAACUUUACAAAAUUUAUUGUCCACACUGUUAGCUCAAGAGCCGGAUUUUCCUGUCACAUCCAAGACUUCAUUACAACGUGAAUUAACAGAAAUGGGUUUCAAGUAUGGUCAAACAAAAAAGGCACAACCACCGACACCGGCAUUAGAGCCGCCAAAGAGAGCUUGGCGAAAGUCAUUCAUUGCCGAAUGGUUACAGCGACACAGAAUAAAAUCUGAAACGUUUACGACAAAAGCCGAGUUGUUAGAAUCAGCAUUUCAAAAUUUUCCUCGAAAAGAAUAUCCUGUAAAUCGAAACAUGCAGAUAGCUAUUUUAGGCAAGCAAAGAAACAUAUUUAGAAAUGCCGAUAGAAUUCCCGAAGAAUUAGAAAAUGAAAUUAUUGACAGUGAUGAUGAUAAUAGUAACGAUAAAAUGCAGUCUGACAGUGAUGAUGAUGCUGACCAUUGA